AAAGUUCAAAACAAAACUGUUGGAACGACCGUGAAAUCACCGAAAGCCCCGUAACCGGAAAUGGACCCCGGUAAGCGAUCACUCCGCGACAAAAUCUUCAGCAGACUGCCCAAGACGGCACGCACGGAACCACCCGUCGCGGUUGAGGAAACCUCGAAUCCACCACUACAACCCACCCAACAAUCGGAACGGGAACCGGAAGUUGACUCGGACGGCUCGAGCAGCGUCGGUGACCACCUGGUGAACCUCGAGGACAUCGAUCUGGACGCGCAGUUUUUCAGCCAGGAGUUUCGGAGUGAGAAUGUUGCGUCGAUUGAAGAGAGGAUACCGCCGGAAGUGCUGUCGAGUGGCUCGGAUGGGGAGGGUGAUGCUGAAGAGAGGGGGCGGAUUUGCGAGAUGCUCACGCAGCUGGCGCAGUUCAAUAGCGAUGCUGUGCGGGAGGUUGCUGAGCGGAACAGGGAGAUUGAUGCCGCCGUUGAUGUAGGGAUGGAUGAGGAGGAGAUUUUGAGGUCGAUUCAUAAGGUUGAGGGAAUUAAAACGGUAGAGCAGAAGGAAGGUUCCGACGGGGAAUGGGAGCUGAUUAAGGCUUUGAAUGUUGAGGAAGCAAAAGGGAAGGAUGUAGAAGUUACCAUAACUCAACGGAAAACGGGUAAAAAUGGUAAAAUUAUAGACGUGGAUGCAUGCCUUAAAAGAUUACUUCAAAGUGAACGUAGAGACAAAUUCUUACAUACACAUCAAGUACAUUUACUUUGCAUGUUGGGGAGAGGAUUUUACCUGAAUAAGCUAGUCAACCAAGCUGUAUCAGAUUGUAGCCAAGAAAUUGUUCAACUGCUUAACAUUCAGCAAGACGAGGUGCCUGCUGAACCAGAUUUCAAUUAUCUGAAGUCAGUUUGUGAUAUUUGCCAAAAGAUUAGAAGAGUAGACGAAUUUUCUAAUAGUUGUAGAAAAAUGUUUAGCGCAAUUCUCUCUCCAGACGAAGCGUUCGUACUGUUGAGCAUCACAAUUUUGCGAUUCCUAGCCAUAGAAGCACGACUAGUCAUGUACUUAAACGUGAUAUCCAAGGCGAUGGUCCAAGAGCCUAAACCGAAACCUCAACCGAAAGCCAAAAGCAAACCACCCACAGAACCGCCAACUCAACGCUACACUGACGUCGCUCUUACAACCUCCGAGAUCCUGAAACGAAAGCCCGAGUUUGCUCACUUUUCCCAAGUUCCACAACUCGACGGAGCCGAUGACGCGCCGGUAGAGCCGAAACGACCUCGACUGUGGAAGCUGAAGCAAUCUGCACCUGCGAGAGUGUCCGUUUCAAGCGGAAAGCCGAAGCGAGGCACGACCUCCAAGUUCUUCAACAGGUCGAAAGCGAAGCUGACGAAGAAACCGGUAACCGAUCAACAGCCAAAGUUAUCCCUUUGGAUCGAAGUGUAUCUCACGGCGGAGAAGUGCUGGACUCCCGUGGACAUCCUGUCCAACCAAGUUGGCUUGGCACACGUGAUGAAGCGACUUCCAGAUCCAGCGGUUUACGUGUUCGGCUGGAGCAACGACGGCACGUUGCAGGAUGUUAGCGGGCGUUAUUGGUGGAAAUCCGAGAUGGCCGCUCGACAUCAACGCGUCACCGAAAAGUGGCUGCGUCCCGUGCUUCACCGCUUCGACAGAAGACGAAAGGUCAUGCGGGAUCUUGUGGAUCAACUGCAGUUUCGACAACUGCGAACCAGAGCACCGAUCCCCGAGAAGUUGUCCGAGUUCAAGAACCACCCCUCGUACUGCCUGAAGCGCGACCUGCUCAAGUUCCAAGCCAUCUACCCCCCGGACGCACCCCCGCUAGGCUUCUUCCACGGCGGCGAACCCAUCUACGGCCGCGAGUGCGUCCACACGCUGCACUCGCGCGAGGUUUGGCUGCGCCACGCCAAAACCAUCCGGCUGCGAGAGUCCCCCUACAAGGUGGUCAUGUCCAAGCUGCGCCGCGAGCCCACCCAGCUCGAGCUGUUCGGCCACUGGCAGACGGAGGAGUACGUGCCGCCGGAGCCGCGCGACGGCAAGGUUCCGCGCAACGCGUACGGCAACAUCGAGAUCUUCAAGGAGUGCAUGCUGCCGCGCGGGGCGGUCCAUUUGAAGCAGCCCAACAUCUCGCGGAUCUGUCGCCGGUUGAACGUGGAUUACGCGCCCGCCGUGGUCGGGUUCGGAGUUCAUGCCGGUGGGAAUCACCCCGUGUUUGAAGGGAUUGUCAUCUGUAGGGAGUUUGAGCAGCGUGUGCUGGAAGAGUACGAGCGUGACCUGGUGGAGCAGGAACAGCGAAAGCGGGAAAAGCACGAGCGUCGGAUCUACGACAAUUGGCGCAAACUGAUCAAAGGACUGCUGAUCCGAAGCAGGUUGCGAGCGAAAUAUAACUUUGAUCGGCUUUGAGCGUGAAUCAGUUGUCUUUGUCCCAUCCGUUGUCCCUGCAGUAGCGAUCUACUGUACGCCGUAGAACAGCUUAUACGUCGUGCUCCGUCUUGGAGCAUAGGACCGCGUUGAUAGAACCUCUCCGAUUUGCCUCCGAGUCCUGUAAAACGAGAUCAGUUUGCGCUUUUUCAUGUUAACUUCCAUUACGUUCUGAACGCACCAGCGAAGCAGCAUGUUGAUGUCAUCCUGAAGAGCACGGACAAAAGCAUCGCAAAUUCCCCGGAAGAUUUUGAGGUCGUCGCGUACAACAGCUUGCUUGACUGGAGACGGGGACAUAGGUCGUUGAUAAAGAGCACGAAAAUCAACGACCCGAGAUGGCUACCUUGCGGAACGCCAGUGGAAAUUUCGUUACAGGCCGAGUAAGUUCCAGAGAUCUUCACAUAAGAGGAACGGUUGACCAGGUACGAGUAAAGCCAACGAGUUACCCAGUCAGGAAUGUAUACCUACAGACCCUGAGCUGUAAGUUUAACGAACGUCAGCUUGUGCAGGACUCGAUCAAAAGCUUUGACGAAGUCGACGUAGAUGGCAUCAACAUGGUGACGCUUAUCCAUCCUCCAGAUUAUCCAGUUUGUGUAAACCAUCAGGUUGGACGUCGUAGAUUGCUGUUUCAUGGAGCUGGUGCUGGUAUUCGGAGAUGAUGUUUUUCACGGACGGGUAGAUGUGGUCAACAAGCAACUUUUCCAAUACCUUAUUCAAACAGCUCAGAAUUGGGAUCGAACGGUAAUUCUCAACUUUGGUUCGACUACCCGACUUGUGGAUCGCGCUUCCACUCCGACGGGAAAGCAUCUUAGGAGAGCGAGCUGCAACAGUUCUUGACGACAGAUGGAGGGGGAUCGCGUAAAACGUUCUGCAACUUGAGCGCCAUCAACUGAACCCGCGGUGUCCAUUUUACUUCAAUGAACAGCUUCUAGCCUUGAAUUGAGCUUUUCAAAGUUGCAGCUUUUGACUCUUAAAACCCGGAUCUCCCGCUUCAGAACGAAUGGAGGAUGCGGAGCCUCCAUCGGUAAGGGUGAGUUUGGGGGCUGUAGCAGCUCAAAGGCCGCUGCAUUACUCACAAAAGCUAGGUCCAGUGUGCGUUUGGAGUUGUUCAGCAGGGAGUUCGUUUGUACCAGCUCGUUGGCACCAUUCGUAACGCCAUCUUUGCUUAAAAAUCUGUCAUUACGGAGCCGUGUGUCUAUUUAUAGAUCCGAGAUAUAUUAUUCUUCGUCUUGAUGGAAGAUGAUGAUCACCUGGGGGGUCUUGUUGGAAGAGUCUUCCUUCCUUCCUUCACGCGUUCUGGUGUGGCUCUUCCCGUCCAUUCCUCACUCACCCACCGCUGUUGUAGUGGGGGGGAGCGGCAUGUGAGUGAGGUAAUUAAUUACCGAGUAUCUGUUGGUUCAGAGGGAGCAG
Molecule: messenger RNA, 3828 nt
Organism: Culex pipiens pallens (northern house mosquito)
Lineage: Eukaryota; Metazoa; Arthropoda; Insecta; Diptera; Culicidae
Product: DNA repair protein complementing XP-C cells homolog
Exons: 3
Coding region: 61-2400 (779 amino acids)
Biological process (GO): nucleotide-excision repair; mismatch repair
Cellular component (GO): XPC complex; nucleotide-excision repair factor 2 complex; nucleus
Molecular function (GO): single-stranded DNA binding; damaged DNA binding
Source: RefSeq, a predicted model, not a curated record